UCUUUCAUUAGGGCUCGCUAACGUGAACCUCCAAAAAUUGUGUGCGCUAUCCACCCCACCUGGGCCAAAAAGUUCCAGUAUCGCCAACACCAACAGCAGCAUCUUGCUCUUGCGCAGACCACAUCUUGCCUCCCACCCCCUCCAGCGCAAAACAACAAAAAUCCUUCACAAUGGCUGAUCGUGGAGCUUCUCGCGGCGGUGGUUUCGGAUCCCGAGGCGGUGAUCGCGGCCGAGGACGUGGCCGUGGCCGUGGUCGUGGUCGCGGCAAGAACGAGGAGAAGGAGUGGCAGCCCGUCACCAAGCUCGGUCGAUUGGUCAAGGCCGGCAAGAUCAACAGCAUGGAGGAGAUCUACCUUCACUCUCUGCCCAUCAAGGAGUACCAGAUUGUCGACAACUUCCUGCCCAAGCUCAAGGAUGAGGUCAUGAAGAUCAAGCCCGUCCAGAAGCAGACCCGUGCCGGUCAGCGAACCCGAUUCAAGGCCAUUGUCAUCAUUGGUGACUCCGAGGGCCACGUCGGUCUUGGUAUCAAGACCUCCAAGGAGGUUGCUACCGCCAUCCGUGCCGCUAUCAUCAUUGCCAAGCUCAGCGUCAUCCCCGUGCGACGAGGUUACUGGGGUACCAACCUUGGUCAGCCUCACUCCCUGCCCUGCAAGGAGUCUGGCAAGUGCGGUUCCGUCACCGUCCGUCUCAUCCCCGCUCCCCGUGGUACUGGCCUCGUUGCCUCUCCCGCUGUUAAGCGAUUCCUCCAGCUUGCCGGUGUCGAGGACGCCUACACCUCCUCCGCCGGUUCCACAAAGACCCUCGAGAACACCCUCAAGGCUACCUUUGUGGCCGUCUCCAACACUUACGGCUUCCUUACCCCCAACCUCUGGAAGGAGACCAAGCUCAUCAAGAGUCCCCUGGACGAGUACGCCGACACACUGCGGGAGGGUAAGCGAUACUAGAGCUAGAGCGGGAAAGUUUUAUGCUGGGAGCUGGAAACUGGUGCCGCGGAGUCACGAUUCCUUGUGUUUCAUUGCAUAGGUUGGCCGGUUAGGACACGUCGGAUCUGAGGCUAUGAGAAAUAAUGGCUUAAGGUCUGAAUGAAAAAGAAAUUUCAUCCUUCAUGAUUGCUUUUUUUGCAAAACAAACAUUGGUCCCUCAUUAUUUACCUGCGUGUGGUGAUAAAGAAAUGGUGAAAAUUGAGAGAUUGAGCUAACAACACAAAACUAACUCCAAAUACCAAGUCUAGCCAAAGCACCAAUAACUAACAACUAAUACAAGGAUAAAGCAGUAGACCCUACUCAACAGCCGAAAAGCCGAUACCAGUCGCAUAUUUCACUACAAAUCAAACAAACUAUCUUGGUCUGUCUCCUGGUCCUCUUCUUGCUGCUCUGGCAAUUCGGACUCUGGCUCGAUAACCUCCAACUCAACCGGGUGAGACUGUAUUUCAGUUGUCACUUGUCUGAGUCUCAGCCGCUUAGGCAGAGCCCCGGACAAGCCUUGUCCCCACGUACCAGCGCUGCUCGAUUCUGCCUGAGUAGUCCCAGGUUCUGGAGGGGAGACGGAGGAAGAAUCAGGCUUAGUCAGGAACGUUGGGACAAUUGGUGAAGGUGCUUGGGCACGAGAUGAGCGCCGUUCUGAGGAUGGGCCUGCUUGAGUUUCUUCCCAAAGUUGCAUCGCAGCCUCGUCCAUUUCAACAUCUGUGCUUCCGACAGAAGAACCCUCCCCUUCAGCGGGCUCAUCGUCUGAAAACACGGGCUCGCUUCGAGGCUUACUUUGGGGAAUAUCACGAGGAUUGACCCUGGGCAGCGCACUGGGAUCCACUGGGACGUUCUUACGACCAAAUAGAGCACUUAGGCGCUGAGUCCAAGUCCGCGGUUCUUCUGUCUCUAUACCUACAGCAACAUGUUAGUCAGAGUUUGGCGCUACAUAUUUCAAUGCUUA
Fusarium odoratissimum NRRL 54006 is the source of this 1926-nucleotide messenger RNA. RefSeq names its product 40S ribosomal protein S2. The coding region runs from base 171 to 944 and encodes 257 amino acids. Lineage: Eukaryota; Fungi; Ascomycota; Sordariomycetes; Hypocreales; Nectriaceae. Gene Ontology annotation, cellular component: cytosolic small ribosomal subunit; ribosome. Gene Ontology annotation, molecular function: structural constituent of ribosome; RNA binding. The record is from RefSeq and is a predicted model, not a curated record. The transcript has 3 exons. Gene Ontology annotation, biological process: translation.